AUGUCUCGCGAACGCCCUCUCCCACUUGCAGACGAGUGGGACAACCCCGAUACCUACAUCGAUGCCCUCCUUUCCUUCUCCACCUCGCAUACGCUCUUCAUCAAUCUAUGUGGCGGGGUUCACAUUCUCGAUUUCUUAACGCGCGAACCCGAUUUAUACACGACUAUACUCCCAGAGAACUGGGUAGCAUUCUUCGAGCAUCAUGGCAUACACGACAUCAUCCAUUUACUACUACGUGAGGAUAUCGAACCUCUGCGACAACCAGGUGCACCGAAUCAGACAUGGAACGGAGGCGCAUUCCCACCUGCAGAUCUACUAGAGUACAUUUACAAUGUUCGUCGGUUAGUUUUGCGACGCGAUUUCUAUUCUCCUCAUUUGGACAAGAAGAAGACCAAAUUGCCGAGACACAUUGCAGUGGGCAUGAACAAGAAGAAGGUUCAUGAAGUGGAAUGUUUUUCGCGCUAUGUUGGUGGAUUAUCGGAUACAGUGGCGGAGCGACGUGGUGAACCUGUUUCGCAUAUUGUGGAUUUCGGUUCUGGGCAGAAUUACCUUGGACGAACACUGGCUAGUGACCCGUAUCACAAGCAUAUUAUUGCCAUUGAACGGAAACAUCAAUAUAUCAGUGGAGCCAAAGGAAUGGACGUCCAUGCGAAAUUGGCGGAGAAAGAGAAAACGGAAAAGACUUUCCAUAUCAAAAAUAAGAUGUCUCAGGUGAACAGUGCUGUAGAUACUGCAACCACUACAUCUGAAGAGCCGGGUGCUUGUCAGACAGAAGAAUGUGUGGCUAAGUUCGGAAAUGUCCCGGCGAGAGAAGUUGAGGAGAAUAUCGAAGAGACUACUGUCUUUAAAAUGCUUGGAGAGAUCAGUCUACAACCGGGUGAGAUGUUUGGCUCAUUUCCAAAGGGAAACCAACCAAGGAAGACCAAGGCUGAAGAACAUAUCAUCGACGCUCGUGGUACGCUCAGCUAUAUUGAGCAUGAAAUUCAAGAUGGGUACUUAGAGCCCAUUAUUGACCAUGUUGUCAAUCCAUCUCCAGAACCAACACAAGACGGCACCGAAUCAGACGAGGGACAGGUUGCUCUCACGCAGAACGGCAAAGAAAGCCAUACUGAUGCACGGGUGAUGGUGGUCUCCCUACACUCCUGCGGAAACCUCGUCCAUCACGGCGUGCGUUCUCUAACUCUAAACCCAUCAGUGGUAGCAGUUGCCAUGAUUGGCUGUUGCUACAACCUAGUCACUGAACGUCUUGGUCCCGCAACAUUCAAACUCCCCAUCCUCCGAUCUAUACACCCACGUCUAUAUGAAACCGGCACAUCAUAUGAUCCGCACGGGUUCCCCAUGUCGAAGCGCUAUGAAGAUUACAAAACUGCCAACACUGAAGGCAUAAAGCUGAACAUCACUGCUCGAUCGAUGUCUUGUCAGGCUCCGUAUAACUGGGGUCGCACCGAUAGCGAAGGCACCUUCACACGGAACUUCUACCGUGCCCUUUUCCAACGCAUUCUUGUUGACCGUGGCGUCGUAGCUAAGCCCAGCGCAGUCGCGGAUCUAUACGAGGAAUCGAAUCCAGAAGCCGGGCCCAAGGCUCUGAUUGUCGGCUCAUUGCCCAAAGCUGCGUUUACAUCUUUCACGGCGUACAUGCGUGCUGUUACACAUAAGCUGAGCCGCGAUGUAAACUACGGCUCCAAGGUGCAGGAGCUGGUUGGAUCGAUGUCAGAUGAGGAUUUCCAGCGCUAUGAGGCGAAGUACUUGUACGCGAGGAAGAAUCUCGCUGUUGUGUGGAGCUUGAUGGCGUUUAGCUCGCAGGUGGUUGAGAGUAUUAUUGUUGUGGAUAGAUGGCAGUAUCUUCGUGAGCAUGAUUCUGUUAAGGAGUGCUGGGUUGAGCCGGUGUUUGACUAUAGUGAGAGUCCUCGGAAUCUGGCUGUGAUUGGAUUGAAGAAAUGA
Penicillium malachiteum is the source of this 1941-nucleotide messenger RNA. RefSeq lists its product as uncharacterized. The record is from RefSeq and is a predicted model, not a curated record. NCBI's taxonomy places the organism in Eukaryota, Fungi, Ascomycota, Eurotiomycetes, Eurotiales, Aspergillaceae. Bases 1 to 1941 code for a protein of 646 amino acids. The transcript has a single exon.